Aricia agestis (brown argus) is the source of this 2061-nucleotide messenger RNA. Its product is annotated as trichohyalin-like. Lineage: Eukaryota; Metazoa; Arthropoda; Insecta; Lepidoptera; Lycaenidae. The record is from RefSeq and is a predicted model, not a curated record. Bases 137 to 2059 code for a protein of 640 amino acids. The transcript is spliced from 10 exons.
UUGUAUAAAAUUGUCUUUGUUAAUUAUAAUUAACAAAAAACUAAACUGAAAGACUUUGUUAAGCUUGAUAACCAUUAACUUGAAAUACCCGAAAUAGAAGUACUGACUACUGUGAACUGUCGGCACACUGUCGGCGAUGUUAUCUUCAGUGGAUUUAGAAAGGCUAAUUACAGAGAAAAGGCGUGAGAUAGAAGUAGAGAAAACGUUGCUAGGCUUGUCACCGGCGGACAAUGAUACCGCCAAAGAUACCAAGAACGUGACGUUCACGCCUGAGGCCGCGAGUCCGAAGACCGCAGAGAAUGACGCAAGCAAUCAGCAACCUGAAACCACCACGCAUGAGACACCAGUAAAUGGUGGUAUACCACCAGACUUGGAGAGGUAUAUAAGGCGCUACCUCGGCCUCCCCGUGAUGCUGCGAGCGGGCGAGUACUCCCCCAACAACCCGCUAGUCCGCGGCGAGCGCACGCCGGGCGACGCGCUGCGCGGCCUCGGCGAGUACGAGCGACGGCGACACACGCUGCGGCGGGCGCAGCAGCGGCAGUACCGGGAGAUGCUGGACCAGCAAGCAAAAAAGAAACAGGAAGCCAAAGAACAAGCGGAGAGAGAACGGCGCGAGCGAGAGGAAAAGGAGCGCCUUGAAGAAGAGAGACAAAGGCAGAGAGAGGAGGUAGAGCGGGAAAGACGACUGGAGCUGGAGCGAGAUAGAAGAGUUGAGUUAGAGCAAGACAGAAGAGAGUUCGAGGACCGAAGAUUGGAGUUAGAACGAGAGAGGAGAGUGCAGCGAGAGCGAGACAGAAGUCCGGAGAUACGACGCGCUAGUUAUACCUAUACGGGCCCUACCAACUUGUCGUAUGUCACUAAGGUGGACACGGGCGUGCAGGUGGACGCGGGCAGCGCACCGCUCUCCGUCGCCGUGCAGACAGACGACCGUCUAUACACGCCGAACCGCCAGCUAUGCAACCUACUGACGGAGGCGGAGCGCGAGCUGUCCCCACACACCGCCGAGCCGCGAACGGAGCCCUGCGCCUGGCCGACGUGGCGGGAGCGCCGCCGGAGCUGCGGGGACUUCGACAAGCCGGUGGGCGCACCAAGUCGCGAGGCGCGCACGGUGCCGCGCUACCAGCCCUCUAUACUGGACGGCGACGCCGUGCAGCUGAGGAACGAGCUCGCUGAAAAGGAGGCACUGGAGCGGCGGCGGUGGUACGAGCGCGAGCUGCGACACCAGAUACAGGAGCAGCAGCGGCUGCGGAACCAGCGCACCGCCAGGGAACGUCUGCUGGAGCAGGCGGAGACGCGGCGGCUGGAAGAACAGCUGCGCGGGUUGAGAGUGGCGCACGAGCGAGAACGGCAACGACAGCGGGCAGCCACACAACAGAUGAAAGAGCACGCCAGUGAGUAUGACAUCAAGCGGAACAAACUGCAGCAAGAAAUAGAGGCGGAGGAACGAUUGCUGAAGUUAAAACAACCUGAUAUUCCACAAGAUACAGACAGACCGUACAGAGAGAGGCGACCGUACUCUAUGAAUAUACCUGAAGAUACCCUCUUCUCACAUAACUACGACGUCGAGAAUUACUUAAGAAGGAACCUUAACCCGACGAAAGAGAGUCUAAUAUCGAACGCGUUCGAAAAAGACGAUAAGUUGAAGAGUUUGAUCGGCGAAAAGAUCGCGUACGACUACUCACAUGAAGUUAAAGAGAAGAAAAACGAUACAAGAUAUGACAAUAAAGUAGUCGAUAAAGAUAAUACGGAAAUACAGGUACCGAAACCGAAACCUAGGCCAAGAGACACGAGAGACGACGACACGCUUCCAAUACCUGUGCUCAGACAUUCCCCCAAACGGACUGUCCACAGUGAACCGGACACGCGACUGAGUGACGCGAUGCAGAUUGUCGAUGAUAAAUGGAGAGUGCCGGUGGUACAGAAGAACAUCUUGAAGUCCGUUCCCAAUGAGGGUGGCAAACCGGUCAGCAUACUCACACAACUCGGCUCCAUUAGACGACAGCUGCAAAUGGAGCAGUUGAAGCUUGAUAAGAUGCUGUCCAAAAAUAAACAGACGUAGAA